CGUCCGUGAGGUCCCGGCAAGGAACAACUAUGACCUCCAGGUCAACGGCCUGGGCUACCAGGAUGUCCACCCGACCACGGCUGCCACCUCAGCCAGGCUGAUAUUUAAGGGCACCGUGACACAGCCUUUGGUACCUCCCAUCUACCACUCGUCUACUUACGUCAUGGAGAAGUUGGAGGACUGUUUCCAGGGACUGACUAAUGGAGGAUCCAUCUACUCGCGGAACUCCAACCUCUCCACCGAGUCCACGGAAGCCGCCAUCAGCGCCAUCGAGCGGGGAGCAGGAAGUCUGACCUUUAGCAGUGGCAUGGCCGCCGUGACCUCCUGCUUUCUCGGCUUCCUCAAGAGUGGAGAUCACGUGAUUUACCAGCUACCCUGCUACCCCAGCACCAUCACCGCCCUGAAGCUGUUGAGAGACGAGUUUGGUGUGGAGAUCACACCGAUCAAGGAUGUCACCGUGGACGUGGUCGACUCACUGAUCAGACCCAACACCAAGAUGAUCUGGAUUGAGACGCCGUGUAACCCAGAAAUCGUCGUGGUGGACAUUGCCCAGUUUGGCGCCCUGGCCAGGUCUAGAGACAUUCUCCUUGGGGUCGACGGAACGUUUGCAAGUCCAGUCCUGCAGCCCAGUAUUCCACAUGGGGUAGAUUUCUCCGUACACAGCUGUACCAAAUACAUGGGUGGACACGCUGACUUGAUCGGGGGCUGUGUCACCACCAGAACCAUAGACCAGUGGCGGACCCUGAAGAAGAUACAGUGGACUUUUGGAAACAUGCUGUCUCCGCAUGACGCCAGUUUGCUGUUGCGAGGUCUGAAGACGCUUCCCUUGAGGAUGGAGCGGAUCAGCAGCUCAGCGAUGAAGGUGGCGACAUUCCUGGAGCAACAUCCCAAGGUGGAGAGAGUGCGCUACCCGGGCCUCAAGUCGCAUCCCCAGCACGAGGUUGCCAGGAAACAGAUGACAGCUUACAGCGGCAUGAUCAUGGCGGAGAUCAAGGGCGGCGAGCAGGGAGCUAGGGCUGUAGCCGAGAACGUUCGACUCGUGAGGCUGGCGGUGUCCCUGGGAGGCACAGACAGCAUCCUGGAACACCCCUACAGCAUGACACAUGGACCCUACCUCCUGAAACCGGAAGAGAUCGCCGAGUCCGGAAUAUUACCCGGUAUGCUUCGAAUCAGUAUCGGCCUCGAGGAACCCGAAGACAUCAUCAAGGACUUGGACCAAGCUUUGGCCAAAGUUCAACUCUAG
Molecule: messenger RNA, 1243 nt
Organism: Candidula unifasciata
Lineage: Eukaryota; Metazoa; Mollusca; Gastropoda; Stylommatophora; Geomitridae
Source: the annotation of a GenBank genome assembly